AGCUGAUUUCUUCAUCGUUGAACUUUGUCAACAGUGGUCGGCAAGAAGAUUUAGAGGUUGAAGUCAAUGUUCUUGAGAAGAAAUAUAAGGAAGGAGUUAUAUUCAAGUUUCCUGUCAAUAAUUUCAUCUAAUUAAUCAGGGUCUUCUUCAAUGGAGCUUCUAGUAGAGCCUAUCAUGGAAUUGGUAAAGUGUUUAGGGAGGUCAGCCUGCACCUAUUUAGAUUAUCACUUAAAUUUUGAUGAAGCUGUGAGUGAUCUAAGAAGAGAAUUGAAAGCUCUAAACAGGCGAAAAGAGGAUAUAAAUUUAAGCAUAGAAUCCGACGCUAUUUUGGGAAAAGAAAUGAAACAUGAAGUGCAAGGUUGGCUUGAAUGUGUAGAAGAAAUCAACAAUGAAGUGCAAGCUAUUGAAGAAAAGAUUCAGAGAGUUAAGUGGUAUUCAAAGGGCCUUCUAGGGAAACUUGCUCGGAAGAAAGUUGAGGUGGUGAAGAGAAUCUAUGAACAAGGUAGUUUUCCUGAUGGUUUCACAGUUGACAAACCUCGACAACAAAUCGAACUGCCAACUGAGAAUGUAGUGGGUAAAGAUUCUACAAAAGAAAAAAUUUGGGGAUACUUGAUGGGCAGUGAGGUCAAAAAGAUUGGUGUUUGUGGGAUUGGUGGGGUUGGGAAGACUACCAUCAUGAAGCAUAUUCAUAAUGAAUUGUUGAGAGUGACCGAUUUUGAAAAAGUGAUUUGGGUCACUGUUACCUACCCACUCAAUGUUAUCAAAUUACAAGAAAACAUUACUCGUGCUAUGGAUGAUAGAUUGAGACUCCCAGAAGGUGAGGAUAAAGUGAGGCGAGCAGCUACUUUGAUAAGCAUUAUGGAAGGAGUAGGAAGAUACGUGCUUAUCCUAGAUGAUGUUUGGGAAGUGUUUUCUCUUAUUGAAGUGGGAAUUCCAGAACCAACAAUUCAGAAUGGAAACAAAAUAGUCAUCACUAGUAGAUCCAUUGGUGUGUGCCAAAAAAUGGACUGUGAAAUAGUCAAAGUGGAACCUCUUUCAUUUCAGGAGUCUCUUAACUUAUUCUUAGAUAAAGUUGGGCGUCAUGUUCUACAAGUACCAAAUUUAGGAGGAAUCUUGAUGCUCAUUGUGGAGGAGUGUGGUGGCUUACCGUUGGCAAUUGUUGUGAUAGCAGAAAGUAUGAAGGGAGAAGAUGAUGUUGAAGUGUGGAAGAAUGCCUUAAAUGAAUUGCGAGAACAGGUAAAGAGUGUGACUGGUUCAGAUCAAAAGAUAUUUAAGAAGCUAAGGUUUAGCUAUGAUCGUUUAAAUAAUUCUGAAAUCCAAAAUUGUUUUCUUUAUUGCUCCUUGUUUACUGAAGAUUAUCUAUUUGACAGAGAAGAGUUGAUAGAAGGGUGGAUUGAUGAAGGGCUAGCUGAUGGGUUGGCUAGCAGAAAAGCAGCUUAUGCUAAGGGUCGUACCAUUUUAAAUAUGCUUGUAAAGAAUUGCUUGUUAGAGAAAACUGUUGAUUGGCAUGGUAAUGAUGCUUUCAAGAUGCAUGAUGUAAUGAGAGACAUGGCUAUCAAAAGCAUUGGUCUUGAAUUUGGAUAUAUGGUAAAAGCUAGUAUGAAAUUGAUAGAGGUACCAGAUGAGCAUGGGUGGGGAAAUGAUCUUAAGAAGGUGUCUCUGAUGGAGAAUAACAUAUCAAAAAUUCCCCUUGGGUUGAGCCCAAAGUGUCCAACUCUUUCAACUUUAAUAUUGUCAAAUAAUCGUAAUUUGUCAGAGAUCUCAGAAUCUUUCUUUGAAGGGAUGCUUGAACUAAAGGUUCUUGAUCUUUCUCAAACUGGUAUUGAAGCUUUACCUAAUUCCAUCUCAAACUUGGAAAAGCUCUCUUCCCUAAGGUUAAAGAAGUGUUACAGUUUAAAGUAUUUGCCUUCUUUUGCAAAGCUUAGGGCAUUAAAGAAGUUGGAUCUGUGUAGAUCCAGGAUUGAGGUGGUCCCUCAAGGCAUGGAGAAAUUGGUUAGUCUGGAAUAUCUUGAUUUAAGUUAUUGUCAAAAUCUAGAACAGAUUCCAAUGAGAAUGUUAUCAAAUCUUUCCAAUCUCCAAUACUUGUUAGUUUAUGGAGAAUUGAAGAUAAAAAGAGAAGAGGUUGUGAGAUUGAGCAAGUUGGAGACCUUUCAAGGUGUAUUCGAUGACAUACAGGGCUACAAUUAUUUUGUGAAGUCUCAAGAUUUCCAAAUUCUUACUGAUUAUGAGAUUGUAGUAGGAUUACAAUUCUCUGUUGUGAUGGGGAUGAUUAACCGAAAGAAACCUGUGGUUAGCAUUUGUCAUUGCAACUUAGGAGAAGAAUGUAUAGUGCUUCCAGAUAACCUUCAGACUUUGGUGAUCGAGGAGUGUAAAAAGAUGAGAAGCAGCUUAAAUAAAGCAGUUUUGUUAGAAAAGGCAACCGAGUUGAGUUGCUGUGGUAUUAGGGAUUGUGAAGAUAUGGAGUGUGUGGUUGACUUGGACUCAUCCUCCUAUCCGGUACUGGAUAGGCUUGAAGAGUUGUUUCUUUGGGGAUUGCCUAAAUUGAGUGUACUUGUGAGAGUAGGAGUAGCAACACCAUCGCACGUCUUUUCCAAUCUUAAAAUCCUUCAUAUUUGGGUUUGUUCAAGAAUGAGGAAGUUGCUUCCACUUGAGCUGUUGCAGGCCUUCCAAAACUUAGAAGAGAUUGGUGUUCAUUGGUGCGAACAAAUGGAGGAGAUAAUAGCAUCAUCAGAUUCAGAUUCAUCAUUGGAUAAAUUCACUUUUCCCAAGUUAAGGAGAUUGUGCUUGAGGAGUUUACCCCAACUGAAGAGCAUCUGCAGUGCCAAAGGAGUUUUGACUUGUGAUUCUAUUGAAGUAAUUUGGAUAAUGAGAUGUCCUGAGUUAAAGAGAAUCCCUAUACAGCUUCCCCUGCUUGAUAAUGGCCAACCAUCUCCUCCUCCUCAUCUCAGAGAAAUCAGGAUAGAUGAUGACUCAGAAGAAUGGUGGGAAUCAGUGGAGUGGGAUCAUAAGAACCUACUUCAACCUUUCUUGAAAUACAUAUUAAGGGGGUAAGGUGUUGAUUGAUUAAGUAUUCAAUUUUAAUUUUAAGAAUGUUGAUUUCAUCUCAUGCGCUAUCUCGUGUAUUUAUUUAUUUUAUUUGUUUUCCAAUUUCUUUUCUAUCAUUUGCAAUCUAGAUGGAAGGAAACAAUUUCUGUUGCUUAAUUGGCUCUUGGAGGUUGAACCGAAGGGAAUAAACGAUCAUGAUCCAG
This is a messenger RNA of Rubroshorea leprosula, 3248 nucleotides long. Lineage: Eukaryota; Viridiplantae; Streptophyta; Magnoliopsida; Malvales; Dipterocarpaceae. The record is from the annotation of a GenBank genome assembly.